Molecule: messenger RNA, 1836 nt
Organism: Penicillium antarcticum
Lineage: Eukaryota; Fungi; Ascomycota; Eurotiomycetes; Eurotiales; Aspergillaceae
Product: ankyrin repeat and BTB/POZ domain protein
Exons: 4
Coding region: 1-1836 (611 amino acids)
Cellular component (GO): cytoplasm; ubiquitin ligase complex
Molecular function (GO): protein binding
Source: RefSeq, a predicted model, not a curated record
AUGGAUAUCGAAGAGCCGACCGUGUUACGGAAGGACCAGCUGGAGAUCAGCUUGGUCAAUGAGAAGAAGUUGAUUAAGGAGGGCACUAUCAAGGAUGAUAACCCUUUAGACCUCAGUGAGCCGUUCCGUCAGCUUUGCGGUGCAUGUCGCCAGGGCGAUCUGAAAGUUUGCCAGGAGAAAAUCACCGACGGCGUGAAUGUCAAUGCCCGUGAUCCUUAUGAUUACACGCCAUUGAUCCUGGCGAGUCUGUGUGGCCAUUAUGAAGUCGUGCAGCUACUGCUCGAGUCCGGAGCACUGUGUGAACGAGACACAUUCCAAGGCGAAAGAUGUCUAUACAAUGCUCUAAAUGACCGAAUCCGAAACCUGCUCCUCGAGUACGACUACUCCAAAUCCACGGAUCCCCUGCAACCACUGGCCGCGCAUAUAACUUCGCUUCUGACACGAGAGUCGCCGGUGACAAGCGAUAUCGUGGUGACCGCCUCCGAUCAAUCCCUCCAUCUGCACAAAUUCGUUCUCGCAGCGCGUUCCCCAUACUUCCAUGGCAAACUGGCUGCGGCCCCAGAAUCAACAACAUGGAAGCUCCCCAGUACAAUCCCUCCGGAAGCAUUUGGUGCUGCGAUCAAAUACUUGUAUUUUGGAGAAGCUCCUCGGGACUUGCGGAGUGGACCUGGAACCGGCUUCACCGAAUCUGAAGUGUUCGCCGGAGUGGAUAGAGUCUCCAAGUACCUGGAAAUCCACAGUCUCUUGGAUAGUAUCCUCGACAGUGGAGACAGGAGACGUGCCCGGCAACGGAGAACCGAUGAAAUCUCCAAGGGUCGGGACCAAAUGGAACAAUGGUUCCAGGCGAACGUGCUUGGGAACAAGAUGGAGGUGGAGACUUCCAUGGUGAACGAUGUAAAAUGGGAUCACAAUAACGCUAUCUUUGCCGAUGUUCUUCUUAGGGCGGAUGAGCUCCCCGAAGAAGAGGAAGAUGAAAUCGAAAGACAGGCCAGCAAUGGAACAGCUAGCUUGAUCCCUGUUGGCCCUACGGCUUCCACGGAUGAGAAGAAGAAGACUGAAGGGCCAAAGUCAAUUUUGUUCCCAUGUCAUCGAGCAAUGCUUCUGCGAUCUGAGUUCUUCCAGGCCAUGUUCACGUCUGCGUUCCGCGAAGCACACCUCAAAGAGCAUCUGACAAUUAUUGAUAUUGACUGUUCGCCCGAGGUGUUGGAGAUUAUCCUCACAUUCUUGUAUACAGAAAGAGCCGAUUUCCCCUUGGAAAUCGCCGUCGAUGUCCUCUUCGCAGCAGACAUGCUCUUCAUUGAAAAGCUAAAGACCAAAGCUGCCGUGGUCAUCAGCACCCUGGGCAGUGCUGGAAUGUCGCAGGCGGAAGCUGCAAAGACUCGUGGAACAACGGACGAGGACGACAUUGAUAUCUACUCGAUUGUCCGAGCAGCAUGGUUAACGCGUGUGCAGCGAUUGGAAGAAUUCGCUGCUCGAUACCUAGCGUAUCGACUAGAAGCGCACAUCGAUUCUCCUGAAUUCGCUGAAUUGAUCCAGGAAUCCGCAUCUCGCAUCAAGGCGCGACAGGAAACCGAUUCUAUUGAAAUGCUCGAUGACAUUCGUUUCUAUCUUGGAGAACGGUUCAGAUUGAGGUUCGACGACGCGGGUCUUGAAGAGAUGAUGGACGAGGAAGUGCCGCCGGAGGUUGAGGAGGAUAUCACGAAGCUUGCAGCGGGCAUUGAGGCACUCGACGUUUCCAAGCAGUCUGCUCCGGCUGUCGCCAAACACAUCCAGCAGCAGGAGAACGUCCCGGGACUUCGAACUCUCGAUGAGGAGAGGCCAAAAGGUUCGGCGUGA